AUGAUUCAAGGUAUUCGACACAGCGGAGCUAAGAAGUACGUUUACAAGCACAACGAUGUAAAGGACCUAGAAGAGAAGCUAAAGAUGGCCGACCCGAACGCUCCUAAGCUGAUUUUGUUUGAGAGUGUCAAUUCUAUGGAAGGCACUGUUGCGCCUUUGCACGAGAUAUGUGAUCUUGCGGAUAAAUACGGGGCUAUGACGUUUAAUGACGAGGUGCAUGCCGUGGGGUUGUACGGCAACCGUGGUGCUGGUGUCGCUGAGCGUGAUCACUGCUUGGACCGUAUCACGAUGGUAACGGGAACUUUGGCCAAGGGAUAUGGAAUCAUGGGUGGAUAUGUGGCUGGCAACGCCGCGCUCGUGGAUGCCAUGCGCUCGUGCGCUUCGGGUUUCAUCUUUAGCUCGUCAAUGCCUCCCAUGCUUGCAGCUGGUGCUCGUGCAUCGGUGAACCACUUGAAAGAGAGCCAAGUGGAGCGUGCUACCAUGCACGCGCGCUCUCAGGAGCUCAAGAACAUGCUGGUGGAUGCCGGCUUCCCUCUCCUUCCGAGUGUGAGUCACAUCAUUCCGCUUAUGGUUGGUGAUGCCGUGAAGGUAAAGGAGGCUUCGCGUAUCUUGAUGGAAAAGCACCGCAUCUACGUGCAGCCUAUUAAUUUUCCUACUGUACCGCGUGGCGAGGAGCGUUUGCGUCUCACGCCACUGCCGACCCAUACGGACGAGAUGGUGGAGGACCUGAUGACGGCUUUGGAGGACGUUUGGACUACGCUCGACCUACCGCGUCACUUUGUUCCUAAGGGCGAGUACUUGCCCAAGGUGGAAUGGGCUAAUUCACCACUGGAGAUUGUUUGCGAGUUCAUGGUGGAGUCAGAAGCUGCCUGCGCUGCCUAA
Messenger RNA from Peronospora belbahrii, 882 nucleotides. Lineage: Eukaryota; Oomycota; Peronosporomycetes; Peronosporales; Peronosporaceae. The record is from the annotation of a GenBank genome assembly.